Puccinia graminis f. sp. tritici CRL 75-36-700-3 is the source of this 442-nucleotide messenger RNA. RefSeq lists its product as uncharacterized. Bases 155 to 442 code for a protein of 95 amino acids. The transcript is spliced from 2 exons. The record is from RefSeq and is a predicted model, not a curated record. NCBI's taxonomy places the organism in Eukaryota, Fungi, Basidiomycota, Pucciniomycetes, Pucciniales, Pucciniaceae.
AUAGGGCUGUGUAGCCUACUUUGGCCGGACCAACCAGGUUAAAACGGCAGCUUGCCGACCUCCUGUUCUUUCUUUCAUUCCUCGAUACAUCACUCUCGACGUGGACGAGUUUUUAUUUUCAUUGAUUCCUUAUACCACAAACUGCACAAUUGACAUGUCUCCCUUCUUAAAAGAGGUUGCCCGGGAUCAAGCCUCAGAAAUGUUGCCCGAGGUGGUUGAUCCUAUGGGUGUUGCAGGAUCUGAAGCAUGCACGCACGCCCUAGAAUCAGAUCAAACUUCUGCAGAGGGACCUUUUGUCGAGCCAGAGUUAGAGACCUUUGAACUCGAAGUGCCGACGCUAUAUCACGGUAAACCUCAAGAGCACGAUCUGCUGAUAGUAUACAAGACCGAGUUGAAAAAUUCUCAAUCCUGUAUCUGUCGUGGGACCUCCGAGAAGCACUAG